Messenger RNA from Pundamilia nyererei, 2902 nucleotides. RefSeq names its product potassium inwardly rectifying channel subfamily J member 11 (gene kcnj11). Gene Ontology annotation, cellular component: plasma membrane. Bases 1236 to 2408 code for a protein of 390 amino acids. The transcript has a single exon. Gene Ontology annotation, biological process: potassium ion import across plasma membrane; regulation of monoatomic ion transmembrane transport. NCBI's taxonomy places the organism in Eukaryota, Metazoa, Chordata, Actinopteri, Cichliformes, Cichlidae. Gene Ontology annotation, molecular function: ATP-activated inward rectifier potassium channel activity. The record is from RefSeq and is a predicted model, not a curated record.
GCGGACAAGUAGCACAAGAGGAGGAAGAGUGUGGAAGCAUUAAAGGAAGACAUUCAAAGUGCAAUUGAUCCCAUGGAAUAUAUUCCUUUUAUUUUUUAAUCAUGUUGUAUUAUAUUUGUACAUAAGAAUGUUAAUGCUUUGUUAAUAAAACAUAACUUAUCCUUAAAGUGUGUGUCCAGAGUUAUUUGUGCAGUGAGACUAAAAGUGUGUUUUGGGCAUUUGUUAAACUUGCUGUUUGAAACUGAUUAGUCAUCAUGGGAUUGUAAGUUUAAAAUGACCUGGAGCUAAACAGACAAAUAAAUGCACACUGCCAGAAACAAAGCAUGCUAUAAACAUUCUUCAUGUGCUUCUAGUGGGAUUGAGGCUGCACUUAAUGGAGUGAACACUGACAAUCUGACAAUAGAAAUUUAUAAAGCUGGGAUGGGCUCGGAGAUGAAAAACAAAACAGACAAGAUCUGGUUUCUGUGGUUGACCAGCCCACUGCCUGCUAGUGCCUAAUGUUGUUUAAGUUACAAAAACUCUGACCAUUAUAUGAUCGGAUAAUAAGCUGCCUGUGGCAUAGCAGCUACACGGCUGAACAGUUCUUAAUGCGUAAUGGUCUCUCCUGCAUUCUCAUUGAAAAUGAAAGGAAGGGCACCACUCUGGUGGUAAUGGUGGUAGUGGAGGGAGGGACUGCCUCUCCUUCUCACGUUACCAAGCUAUAGCGAAGUAGCGAGAUCAGCAAAGAGCCAACUGCGCCUCAUGACCCUGCCUCCUCUUCCAAAUGUGAUAAAACUCAGCUCAGAGGCCCAUUACGCGGCGAUAGAAGGAACAUUUUACAUCUCACUCGAUUUCCUUUACGCACAGGGCCGCGGUGAGUGCAUACCAACGCAGCGGUAGAUGGAGAUCACAAUGGGAACAAAGCGGUGUGCCACAACUACGCAUGGUCGCUCCAUUUCGUGAGUGACGGCGUCAGCUGCGGAGCUGUUAGAAGAAUCUUCUCAUGGGAUUUGGCGGUUGCGAGGCGCCUGAUCUGGAGGCAACGUGAGGAGCACACAUACCUCCAGAAAACAGGGCACUACAAGGCUCUCCCUUCGUGCACCUGACAGCUGCCGAAAAGCUGACACCGCACCGGUGAGUACCGGCUGGUAAGAGAAGUCACCGGGAGAGAGGAGAAUUCUUUUUUUUUUCAUCCAAGCACAAGCAGGCAGCACCUUCAAAGCGAAACGGCUGUGGGUACGUAGCAUGGGAGCGCUAUGUUGUCCAGGAAAGGACUCAUUCCUGAAGAUUACUUGCUUACACGUUUGGCCGAGGAUGUUCUGCAGCCCAAGUUCAAGGCGAAAGCGGGGAAGGCUCGGUUCGUCUCCAAGAACGGCACAUGCAAUGUGGCGCAUACCAACAUCCGAGAACAGGGCCGAUUCUUGCAGGAUGUGUUUACCACGCUCGUGGAUUUAAAAUGGCUUCACACGCUCAUCAUUUUCACCAUGUCGUUUCUGUGCAGCUGGCUCCUUUUUGGAAUGAUCUGGUGGCUCGUUGCGUUUGCGCACGGCGACUUGGACCAGAGCGGAGACGACUUUAUCCCGUGCGUAACGGAUAUUCACUCCUUCUCCUCCGCGUUUCUGUUCUCUAUAGAGGUCCAAGUGACCAUCGGCUUCGGGGGCCGGAUGAUCACGGAGGAAUGCGUCUCCGCUAUCAUCAUUCUGAUCGUGCAAAACAUCGUCGGGUUGGUAAUCAACGCCAUCAUGCUUGGCUGCAUCUUCAUGAAAACCGCUCAGGCCAACAGGCGCGCGGAGACGCUCAUUUUCAGCAAACACGCUGUUAUCUCUGUCCGAAACAACAAGCUCUGCUUUAUGGUUCGCAUCGGGGACCUGAGGAAAAGCAUGAUCAUCAGCGCCACCGUGCGAAUGCAGGUUGUCAAGAGAACCACCACGGAGGAGGGAGAGGUGGUGCCACUAGACCAACUCGACAUACACAUGGAUAACCCAGUGGGUACCAAUGGCAUCUUCCUGGUAUCUCCCCUCAUCAUCUGUCACAUAAUUGACAAGCACAGCCCCCUUUACGAGCUUUCAGCCUCUGAUCUGUUACACCAAGACAUAGAGGUGAUCGUUGUGUUGGAGGGGGUGGUGGAGACCACCGGUAUCACCACCCAGGCCAGGACGUCCUACGUGUCUGAGGAGAUCCUGUGGGGACAGCGCUUUGUGCCUACAGUGUCCGAAGAGGACGGCAUGUACGCAGUGGACUACUCCAAGUUUGGCAACACUAUGAAGGUCCCAACACCUUGCUGCAGCGCUAAGAAACUGGAUGAGGCAGGUGGCAUCGCUCGGUUUAAACUGACCGAGGGCGUCACCUUGCGGGCGUCAGUAAGAAGACGUCGGGGCUCCGCGGUGGCUCGAAGGUCCAGGCUGGAGACCAUGAAAGCUCACGAUUAAGAGUGUGAAAAUCAUGUCUGCGAGCAUUUUGUAUGAGUGUUAACAGUCUAAGAUUGGUGGUUAUAGAUUCAGAUAAUCAUAUUUAUUUUAUAACAUAUGACAGGGAUUACCUGUAAUCAACAAUCAGCAUAUUCUCUGCAGCCGUAUGCAGCCCGUGCGCACAACAUGCUUUUAUACUCAGGGUCAGCGUGAAAAUGAGAUAGAAUGCACUGAUGAUUAGAAGUGACUGUUGUAUCAAGAGUGAAUCAGCUUGCCUUUUAUUUAAAGAAAAAAGUGACUGCAUGUGUCCUAAAUAAAUAAAAGAACGCUGCUAGAAAUGGUGUUGUGAAUGCGUCACAAGACGGAAAUGAAAUUAGAACAAUGAGGCACUCCCACAAUUAAGCAAGGCGUUCUCAACAUGCGGAAGAACUCAUUAGUAUAUCCCCUGAUUUUACACAGCAUAAGUUAUAGCACAGUAGGCUGUAGCACUAAACAAAAAACUGCACUACAGUUUC